Linum trigynum is the source of this 375-nucleotide messenger RNA. The record is from the annotation of a GenBank genome assembly. NCBI's taxonomy places the organism in Eukaryota, Viridiplantae, Streptophyta, Magnoliopsida, Malpighiales, Linaceae.
AUGGAAGAAGUAUGGGGUGAGGACUGGAUGGAGUUCAAACCCGAGAGGUGGGUUGCAGACAGAUCUGAAGGGAACUGUAUAUUGAACAAUGAUGAUGAUGGUGUUGUUAAGAAGAAGCUCAGUACAAUUCAUGUGCCAUCCUACAAGUUUGCGACAUUCAUAACAGCGCCAAGGGCUUGCUCUGGGAAGAAAAUAGCGUACACACAAAUGAAAAACAUAGCCAGUUGUCUUCUGCACAGGUAUAAGAUCGACGUGGUCGAUGAUCAUCCGUGCGUCCCACUGCUUUCUAUGAUGAUGUUCAUGAGAUAUGGUUCGAAGGUCAGGGUUUCAUGCAAGACACCAGAGAGUAGUAAUACUAGCCCUCUUUAUGUGUAG